Messenger RNA from Pseudocercospora fijiensis CIRAD86, 891 nucleotides. RefSeq lists its product as uncharacterized. The transcript is spliced from 9 exons. Bases 1 to 891 code for a protein of 296 amino acids. The record is from RefSeq and is a predicted model, not a curated record. NCBI's taxonomy places the organism in Eukaryota, Fungi, Ascomycota, Dothideomycetes, Mycosphaerellales, Mycosphaerellaceae.
AUGCUCGGUAGCGAGAAGCAAAUUACGGUUUUGCUAGGGGUUGGCAGUAGAAACGGAUUCUCAGCAUGCGCCGACCUCCGAUCCGGUAGAAGCCGCAGUGGCUACUACAGACGUAUCCGGAUCGGCUGGUUGACCUUGGCCGGGAUGCGUCAACAACGAGCAGGAAGGGCGGGGUUCAUGGCGUUGGAUCGACGGCUGCGAACACACGCAAAGCUCAGCGUUCGGAUACGGUCAGACCACGGUCGAGACCGACCAAGACGCGGUGAGAUGAGCAUGGCCAGUUUCGCCAAGUCCGAGGCUUCUCCUUCCACCCACCACACUCGACUUACCAUCAACCGUCAAUAUAUCCAAUGCCUACAUCGAUACAUACUCUGCAUCACCGGAUGCUCCUAUGAGAUACGCGAUGUAGUUCUAGCACAGAAGACGACGUUUUUCCCACGAAGUUAUCGCCAAAUGAAUCUCAUGAUACUUGGCUUGAGAGGGUGCAAAGGGCCAAGUGAAGCUCAAGGGCAUCCUGACGCGUUGAAGAUUGGACAAGAAUUAGGUGCUGAUGAGAAUGGUUUGGAAAUUGAGAAAGGGAAGGAGGGAGAUGUUAAGCCAAAAGAAGUCGUAUCAAGUCACCGCGCCGAGGACCUCAGACUAUAUCUCACCUCACUUGUCAUAGAAGGCUCAGCGCGGCUCGGAUAUCAAGGAACAUCAGAAGCGCUCGUGCCUUUCGGGGCCCAGGUGGCCUCCUCCAUAGCAUCAGCUGAUACCUCACUUCACCGAAAUAUAGACUGCCUAUGCACCGAAGCUCUACCCUCAGAUUCUGGGGAACUAGGAAGAGCCUUCGCUGAUCACGCCUUGUGUCCAUAUCGAGUUCAUGUGACUGCGCAGGGUCAAGAUAGGUAG